Messenger RNA from Zootoca vivipara (common lizard), 715 nucleotides. RefSeq names its product mitochondrial ribosomal protein L35 (gene MRPL35). Gene Ontology annotation, cellular component: ribosome; mitochondrion. Gene Ontology annotation, biological process: translation. The record is from RefSeq and is a predicted model, not a curated record. Gene Ontology annotation, molecular function: structural constituent of ribosome. Lineage: Eukaryota; Metazoa; Chordata; Lepidosauria; Squamata; Lacertidae.
UGGGAGGGCGCAGAAGACAAUAUGGCGGCGCUCGCUGCGGCGCGGAGGCUCCCAGGGGUUUUAAGAUCUUUCUGCCCUUUGGUCCCUUUGGCCAAUAAUAGUUCUUACAGCAUCCGCCCAAUUUCUUGGUUGCCUUCACUUCACAUCAGCCAGAGGAAGAUAUCAACAAUCUCCACCAGAAAACCUCUUCUCUCCAUUGGAAGUGGGUCUUAUGGGCAUUCAGUCUCAAUUUUGAACAGUGUAACACCACUGCUCCCAAGUAUCCUUCAUCAGCAAGUAAGGACCCUCAUCAAAUUUGGCUUGCGGAAAGGAAAAAGGAAAACUGUAAAAGCUGUGAUUCACAGAUUUCUCAGAUUGCACAGUGGCCUUUGGCUAAGGAGAAGGGCUGGUUACAAGAAACGACUGUGGAAGAAAAAUCCUAGGCGGAGGAAGCGCUUGAGGGAACAUGUGUUCUGCAAUAAAACACAGUCUAAGCUCCUUGAUAAAAUGACAUCUUCCUUCUGGAAAAGAAGAAACUGGUACAUUGAUGACCCCUACCAGAAAUACCAAGAUCGUACAAACUUUAAGUUAUAAAUUGUCAAAUGCACAUCUGCGGAUCUUUGUAUGCCAGUCCAAAUAUUAAUGGUUCAGGUUGAUUACUUUUCCAUACAUCUGUCUAACAAGCAAAUGAACAGUUUAUGUUAAAUUACUGGUGCAAAAUAAACCAUUGAUCUGA